AUGUCCCCUGUCGCCGCUGGACCCAUUCUUGCCGCGACUUCUACGCCAGUCGUGAGCGCUCCCGAUCUAGCUCUGCGUGCCAAACCCGGUGCUGAUGUCCCCGCGCUCCCGGCUGGCUUCCCGGUUCAUCUUUCCCACAAGCUCGCCUGGACCGGGUCCGACUUUGACCACUCAUCUGACCAUAUCUUGGUCUUGAAUGACACCCACCACUCCGAGAUCGCUACUGCCCUCGAGAAUUACAAGUCCCUCGAUCAAGAUGGAGACCUGGUGGAACCGUCGAACUUCCCACUCCCGACACUUGGCCCGAGACUCCGUGAACUUUGCCGUGACGUCCACGAUGGCAAGGGCUUUUGCAUCGUCCGGGGCAUUAACCCCAAGACAUACAGUGUUGAGGACUUGACUCUCGCGUAUCUCGGCAUCCAGUCCUACAUUGCCGAGCAGCGCGGCCGCCAGGACAAGUGUGGAAACAUGUUAGUUCACAUUGUUGCGGACAACAGCACCAAGCAAGCAGCUGAGCACCACCGCCAUUCCACCAAAGCAAUUACCUUCCACAACGAGGAGUCGGGUGAUGUUGUCAGCUGGUUAACCCGCAGUACGGCUGCAGCGGGCGGUAAAUGUAUCAUUGCCUCUGCCUACACGGUAUACAACGUCUUAGCUGCGACCAGACCCGAUGUGAUUCGUACGCUGGCUCGGUCCGACUGGCCGUUCGCUAUGCCAUUUUUCCAAUGCCGUCCAGUUAUCUUCCACGAGAAUUCGAAGCUCAUCAUGAACUUUGGCCGUGCCGCGCUGCUUGGCAACGAGGCACAUCCCCGGCCUCAACACCUGCCAUCCCUGACAGCGCGCCAGAUCGAAGCACUGGACGCCAUCGAAGCCAUUGCAAAGGCUACCCAAUUGGAGAUCCAGACGCAGGCAGGAGACAUGCACUUCAUCAACAACCUAGCGAUUCUUCAUCGCCGUGAAAGGUACGCCAAUGGGCAAUCUGUAGCUGAAAAACGGCACUUGGUGCGGAUGCGCCUUCGCAGUGCCGAGUACGGGUGGCCAAUCCCGCGUGCUCUCAAGGGAGAGUGGGACACAGCAUUUCAGGAGCAUGGUGUCAGGCAUUGGCACGUUGAGCCGAUGCCGGCAUACUAUUUCCCGAUGCGUGCAUACCCCAAUUAA
Molecule: messenger RNA, 1158 nt
Organism: Dichotomopilus funicola
Lineage: Eukaryota; Fungi; Ascomycota; Sordariomycetes; Sordariales; Chaetomiaceae
Exons: 5
Coding region: 1-1158 (385 amino acids)
Molecular function (GO): oxidoreductase activity
Source: RefSeq, a predicted model, not a curated record